AUGAAGCCAGAGUCCAGGCAGGCCCUCUUCCAUGUCAUCAUCGCUGGCUGCCUGUGUGUGGCCACCAUCUACUCGGGCGUUUUUCAGGGUGUCUUUGUCCAAGUAGGCUACGAGCACUACGCAGAGACCCCCGUGGCCAGCCUGCCCAGCUUCGUAGCCAUGCCCUUCAACUCGCUCAUCAAUGUAGCCUACAUGCUCCUGGGAUGGCACUGGCUACACAGAGAUGGGAGCAUGCUGGGCCGCUCGCCAGAGGCACCGAAACUUCAGUACCUGAAGGACGUCUUUGCUGCCAUGGCUCUCGUCUAUGGCCCCGUCCAAUGGCUGCGGAUUGGGACGCAGGCACACCCUGCCGCCGUGCUCGACCAAUGGCUCACCUUACCCAUCUUUGCCUGGCCAGUGGCUUGGUGCCUCUACCUGGACAAGGGCUGGCGGCCCUGGUUGUUCCUCUCCAUCGAAUGCCUCUCCCUAGCCAGCUACUGCCUGGCUCUGCUGCACCCCUAUGGCUUUGACGUUGCCCUGAGUAUACAUAUUCUGACAGCCGUGGGGCAAGCCGUGCGGCUCCAGGCGCGGGCUGGCGAUACCACCUCAGGUGUGUACCUAGUCCUGGGGGUACUCUCCUGCCUGGGCUUCGUGGUCCUGAAGUUGUGGGACCAUCAGCUUGCACAGUGGCGUCCCUUCCAGCAGCUGACAGGCCACUUCUGGUCCAAAGUCUGUGACGUCGUGCAAUUCCACUUUGCAUUUUUGUUCCUGACAAAUGUAGGCAGUCACCAAAGAGUCCCCAAAGAUAAGCAGCUUUAA
Chrysochloris asiatica (Cape golden mole) is the source of this 798-nucleotide messenger RNA. RefSeq names its product transmembrane protein 187 (gene TMEM187). The record is from RefSeq and is a predicted model, not a curated record. Lineage: Eukaryota; Metazoa; Chordata; Mammalia; Afrosoricida; Chrysochloridae. Gene Ontology annotation, cellular component: transport vesicle. The transcript has a single exon. The coding region runs from base 1 to 798 and encodes 265 amino acids.